CACCAGCACCAGCACCAGCACCAGCACCAGCACCAGCACCAGCACCAGCAGUGACAGCAGCAGCACCACCAGUGACCGCAGCCGCCCCACAGACUCUCACGCCCACACCGCCACCAACAUUGCUACCACAGGCUCCAUCGCAGAGCACCCCCUUGUCCUCACUAGAACCAACUGCCUUCGAGCACAAGUUCCAAAUCCUCCUCUCCCAGCCCAACAUCGACCUCGACUCGCUGCGCAGGCUCAGCUGGAAAGGCAUCCCCGCAAAGUCCCGGCCCACGUCCUGGCGCCUCCUCAUGGGCUAUGGCCCACUCAACUCCACGCGCCGCCAGGCCACGCUCCAGCGCAAGCGCAAGGAGUACCUCGACUGGCGCACACAGACGUUUGGCCGCGGCGAGGACGCGCUGGACCGACAGCUCUGGCACCAGAUCCGCAUCGACGUGCCGCGGACACAGCCCGGGUGCGCCGAGUUCCACGAGGAGCGGCUGCAGAGAAGCCUGGAGCGCGUACUGUACUGCUGGGCAGCACGCCACCCGGCCAGCGGCUAUGUCCAGGGGAUCAACGACCUGGUGACGACGUUUUACCGCGUGUUCAUGCAGGAGGGGCCGAGCGUGGAUUUUGAGGUGGUCGAGGCCGACAGCUUCUGGUGCCUAACCAAGCUUCUGGACGGCAUACAGGACAACUACACGCACGCGCAGCCUGGCAUCCAGAGGCAGAUCGUGCGCAUGAAGGAGCUGGUGGCGCGCAUCGACCGCGACCUUGCUGCCCACCUGGACGCGCAUGGCGUCGAGUUUAUUCAGUUUGCUUUCCGCUGGAUGAACUGCCUGCUGAUGCGCGAGCUCAGCCUGGACUGCGUCGUGCGCGUCUGGGACACGUACCUGGCAGAGGGCGGCGGCGCCCAGGGCUUCUCGGCCUUCCACACGUAUGUGUGCGCGGCGUUCCUGCUUCGGUGGAGCAGGGAGCUGCGCGCGAUGGACUUCCAGGAGAUCAUGGUUUUCCUGCAGCGCCCGCCGACUGCCGCAUGGACAGACCGCGACGUCGAGCUGCUUCUCUCAGAGGCCUACGUCAUCAAGUGCCUGUACGACGGGUCGCCGAGCCAUUUGCGCUGAGCACGGAGACAAAAGUAGAAUGGAGCAGGUGAAGCAGAUGAAGCAGAUGAAGC
Messenger RNA from Kickxella alabastrina, 1159 nucleotides. RefSeq names its product RabGAP/TBC. Bases 294 to 1106 code for a protein of 270 amino acids. Gene Ontology annotation, molecular function: GTPase activator activity. Gene Ontology annotation, biological process: activation of GTPase activity. The record is from RefSeq and is a predicted model, not a curated record. The transcript has a single exon. Gene Ontology annotation, cellular component: Golgi apparatus. Lineage: Eukaryota; Fungi; Kickxellomycota; Kickxellomycetes; Kickxellales; Kickxellaceae.